Molecule: messenger RNA, 1555 nt
Organism: Elaeis guineensis (African oil palm)
Lineage: Eukaryota; Viridiplantae; Streptophyta; Magnoliopsida; Arecales; Arecaceae
Product: ornithine decarboxylase
Cellular component (GO): cytoplasm
Molecular function (GO): ornithine decarboxylase activity
Source: RefSeq, a predicted model, not a curated record
CAGGCAUCUGCUGCACCAGUCUACCUUCACCUCACACCUCGUCCCCAUGGCUGGAGGAAGCCCCAUCCAGGCUGUGCUCCGUGCCCGAGGGGUCAAGGGGAAGAAGGUAUCAAACCUCAAAAGAGGCUCAAAGGAAGGUGUAACCAGCCUCAUUCAGUCCAUCAUCACCAAGAAGCAAGAAGUGAAAGACCCCUUCUAUAUCUUGGACCUCGGUGUGGUUGUGGAUCUCUUCAAGAAAUGGAGCCAUCAUCUGGAGAAGGUCCAACCCUUCUAUGCAAUCAAAUGCAACCCAGAGCCUGCCUUCCUUGGAGCAAUGGCGGCCCUUGGCUCCGGCUUUGAUUGUGCUAGCCGUGGGGAGAUUGAGUCAGUCCUAGCCCUCGGAGUCUCUCCAGACCGCAUCAUCUACGCUAAUCCAUGCAAGGCUGAGUCUCACAUCAAGUAUGCCGCCAAUGUUGGUGUCAACCUCACAACAUUUGAUUCCAGGGAAGAAAUUGACAAAAUACGCAGGUGGCAUCCACAAUGCGAGCUCUUAAUCAGGCUUAAAGCUCCGGAUGAUGGUGCGGCCCGAUGUCCCUUGGGACCCAAGUAUGGUGCACUUCCUGAGGAGGUUGUUCCCUUGCUUCAGGCUGCAAAUGAUGCACGGCUUGCAGUUGUUGGUGUCUCAUUCCAUGUUGGGAGCGGGGUGAUGCGAUCACAGGUUUUCCAUGGAGCGAUCGCAGCUGCUAAAGCCGUGUUCAAUGCAGCAGGUCAGCUUGGGAUGCCCCAUAUGCAUAUCCUUAACAUUGGCGGGGGGUUCACAGCAGGUGCACAGUUUGAUGAAGCUUCAGGUUUCAUCAACUCAGCGCUCCUUCAAUACUUUGCUGAUGAGCCCAGCCUGAAGGUAAUAGCCGAACCAGGAAGGUUCUUUGCUGAGACUGCAUUCACACUUGCCACCAACAUCAUAGGGAAGAGGGUGCGUGAGGAGCUGAGGGAGUACUGGAUCAAUGAUGGGAUAUAUGGUUCCAUGAAUUGCAUCUUGUACGAUCAUGCAAGUGUGAAUGCGCUGCCAUUGGCUUGCUCCUCAGACAGCGAUAAUCCAACAUGCCAAGGGAAGAAAAGGUACCCAUCCACAGUUUUUGGCCCCACAUGUGAUGCACUUGACACAGUCCUCACUGGGCACCAACUUCCAGAACUGCAUGUCAAUGACUGGCUUGUGUUUCCCAACAUGGGGGCAUACACAGCAUCUGCUGGGUCCAACUUCAAUGGGUUCGCCACCUCUGCCAUAUGCACCUACCUGGCUUACUCCAAUCCAUUCCAACAUGAAUGAAGUGAUCCUGUCCAUGAAACCUUCUGUCUGCAACCCAUGCUUGUGCGGAUGAAGUGAACCCUUGUAACCCUCUUCUCAUCUUUCCUUCACUCAUAACAGAACAGCUGCAAAGGUAACUUUAAGUUGGUUUAUAUUUGCAAGAAGAUUCCUACUAAAUGGACUUUGAUCAUUCUCUUUCAAUAAUAUGCACAAUGAUGAUGGUAGUUUACAGUAAAAUUUUACAACAGGAGCACUCAAUUUUUUACGUAA